Parasteatoda tepidariorum (common house spider) is the source of this 3070-nucleotide messenger RNA. RefSeq lists its product as uncharacterized. The record is from RefSeq and is a predicted model, not a curated record. NCBI's taxonomy places the organism in Eukaryota, Metazoa, Arthropoda, Arachnida, Araneae, Theridiidae. Gene Ontology annotation, biological process: regulation of DNA-templated transcription. Gene Ontology annotation, molecular function: zinc ion binding; DNA-binding transcription factor activity; sequence-specific DNA binding.
AUAUUUAAAUUAAAAGAGUGAUUAAAUCAAACUGUUAUUGGCUUAAGACAAUAGAAUUAUGCAUCCUUGAUACUUAAUAAAUAUUAAAAUAUCGGGAAACAAAACAACAUGACAAAGAAACCAAAUUCUUUAUUGUUUCAUACAAAACAGAACAAAAAAAUUCUUCUUGCUAAAAAAAAAAUUCUUAACUGACAUUCCCGAAUUUGCCUUAGUGAUCUUCUUUAAAUGCCCUGUUAUUAAGGAACGGUUUGAACCAUUUAAAGUUUGUUAAAUAUAAUUUUAAAAAAACAUGUUUAAGGAAACCAACUUUUUGAUUGUUUAAUACCUGACAAAAUAAAAUAUUUUUUCCUAAUAAGACAAAAAAUCUUAAGUGAUGUUGCCAAAUUUGCUCUACUGAACUUUUUCAAAAACCCUAUCAUUAAGGAGUGUUCUAAAUAGAGGAAAAAAAUGUUCUUGAUCAUUUAAUUCCAACACCCUCCCCCCUUCCGCAAAGUUCCGUUAGAGAUGAAAGUCCGCAGUAAAAACAUCCCUCACAAAACAUCGUUUUCUCCCACUAAAAGAUCGUCUGCCUGCCGUAUCCUCACUGGUAGACUAGCCGAUGCACGCUACAGAGGAAAAAUCACCUGCGGAAAAAAAAUCAAAACAAAAGCAAAAAAAAGACCCGCUCGCGAGCGAUCCGUCCGAUCUUACCGAGAAGCAACAGGUGAAAGUGAAGAGAGCGCACCACCACAAUACUCAGAUGAUAAUAAAAUGAAUAAAAAAAGGACACAACAAUAUAAUCAACAAAAUAGAAUUUAGUUCCGUUGAGCGCGUUGUGUGACGUCACGGAAACCUUGAAGACUACUUUUUAGUGUCAGGUAAAUCUCUUAAGAGCGGCAAACGUGAUUCUGGUUUUGAUUCGAACAGUUCUUGAAUCCUCCAUCCCUUUAACUUAUCCUUUCUUCAUCUUUAUCCCCAUUCCCCGAAUGAUCUUAGGAUAGAGGGACUUUUGUGUUCGAAGAAAAUGGAUUAUAGGGGGAUUCGACUAGUGAUUGAAUGAUUAAGAUCGAUAAUUUUUUAAAUUGUUUUUAUUGAUUGGUUGUGGAGGGACUUGGAAAAAAUUUUAAGGAGAGUGAAACUUAUUGUUUGGAGUGAAACAUUUCAUCCUUGGAUUAAUUUACUUGUGAUUUGUAUGGCUCCUUUAGAUAUGAUGAACCAGUUGUGUAAAGUUUGCGGUGAACCAGCCGCGGGGUAUCAUUUUGGCGCUUUCACGUGCGAAGGUUGUAAGUCAUUUUUCGGACGCACAUACAAUAAUCUAGCUGCAUUGGGAGAGUGUAAAAACAGUGGACAAUGUGUCAUCAACAAGAAAAAUAGAACAUCUUGUAAAAGCUGUAGGCUAAAAAAAUGCCUACUCGUAGGAAUGUCUAAAAGUGGAUCACGUUAUGGCCGUCGAUCAAAUUGGUUUAAGAUUCAUUGCCUCAUUCAAGACCAGGCAGAAAUGUCCAGUAGGUUAUCUGAUCAAGGAGUACUAUCCAAUAAUCACUAUGAUUCCAAAGAAAUGGUUCACCAUUUCCGCUCUGAGUUUAGUGAUGUUGCUCUACCAACCAACGGUCACUCUAACAGAGGAUCACCGUCAUCUGAUCCAGGAACUAUGGACACAACUACAAGUCCCGUUUCUUAUAACUAUUUCCCUUCAAAAAGUUCUUCGAACGGUUAUUCCAAUGGGUAUUAUGACACAAGCAGUCCAUCUUAUGAGAGGAAAGAAAAUGUUGCUCUUCAUCAUCAUCACCUGCCCUUGUCUCCGGUGUCUCCACUUCAUCCAAGCAAAUUCUUCUUCCAUUCAGCUAAUAGUAGUUUCUUUGCUAAAAACUUCAGCUCUUUGCCUAAAGUGUUUAGUCCAGAGAUGAACUACUCUCCUCCUCAUAGACUACUAGGUGUGCCAAGUAGUAUUUUGACAAAUCCAGCUCUAACAACAGCAAGAGAUGGACCUUUGAUAAAUACAGAAUGUUUCAGAGACGUUCCUGUACAAGACACACCGAUAGAUUUGUCUGUCAAAAAACCAGAAACACCUAAUUCCGAUGCUACUGUAGAUGGUAUGAAUGGUAAUGAUGAAGAUGAGUAUAUUAACAUGGACGAUAAUGAUGAUAAUGAUAAUGCCCCAACCAGAGCCGAAACUCCUUUAGAUUUGACUGCUAAAAGAGCUGUAUCUUGUUAAAUUUCUGUUACUUAAAUGAUAAGAUAUUUUUAUCAUUGUGUUUCUAAAACGUUGUUGUUAUUGUUGUGUUUUAAAGUAAUUCUUCUUAAAAAAUACUUUUUUUUUUUUUUUACAUUUCAUCGUGCGAGGUGCUACAGUCAAGUGUGGACAAUCAUAAACUUCAUCAGGCUUUGACGAUUAGCUUCGUCUGUCAGAUACAGUAUUAAAAUUAUCUGAGAUUUUUUUUACCAGCUCCAUCCACGUGGCCAGUUCUGAUGUGAUUAGAUUUCAUCUAACUUAUCUGUUAUCUUAUCACCUAAAUAAGGUGAUCUUAAAAUGCGAUGUGCCUAACUAAGUCAUAAAAUGUUUGUGAUUGAAUCUGAACAAUUUUGUAGAUAUAUGAACUAUAUGCAAAGGACUUAUUUGUAAUAAAGUGGUAUUAUGCAUGUAAAACCCACCUUGUACAGUAACCUGUUGAACACAAUGUGUUCAACAAUAUUUACAAUGGAGCACAUACUUACUUUUAUUAUAUUCGCAUGCUUACUAUGUAAACAAUCAUUUGUUUACUAUUACGCAUACCAAUAUAAUGAAAUAUUUGUUCCAAGCAAAUAAUGCUUUGUUACAUUUUUGUUUAUCAACUACCAUCGUACUUAUGCCAUAUGAAAACUUGUUUUAUUAUUAUUAUUAUUAUAGAUACUAUAAGUGAAACCUACCUCCGUAUUUUAGUGUUUUUGUUGAUUUGUUUAAUUCAUUUUUGGUUCACUUUUGUUUCUCCUUCCUAACGAAAAAUUAUUGUGUCAGGUAAAAUUAGUCAUGUUAACUAAAUUAGUACCAUUUCAUGUUAAUUAAAUUAGUACCAUUUCGUGUUAAUUAAAUUAGUAACUAGUACUUGAAAAA